UGUUUUUUGCCCCAUUCCGUUUUUUUCAUCUCAGCACUGAACCUCAAAUGACAAUAAUACCCAUACAUAGUCAUUCUUAUCCCAUCCAAGCCAACCGGAACACCAUUGUCAUUUCAUUAAAACAACUGUUCUCCUUCGUCCACUCAUAGAAUGCGACACGAGUGGCACUUUUGUCUGCUCCUUCCAUCGCCAAACAACAACAAAAAAGCAAGAGAGAGAAACAAAAUCUUAGAGAGAGAAAUGGACGCUAACACUACCGAAGCGGAGCGUUGGCUGACCAUAGCGGAGAAGCUCCUGGCCUCACGUGACUUGCACGGGACCAGAACCUUCGCCAUCCGAGCUCGAGAAUCGGCCCCAAUCCUCGCCGACCAAAUCCUGGCCGUCACGGACACUCUCUUAACCGCCCAAUCCAAUCCUCAAGACUGGUACGGGAUCCUCCAACUCGUACCGUUAACUCAGUCCAUGGAAGUCGUGGCGAGUCAGUACAGGAAACUCGCCCUUCUUCUGAAUCCUGUGAAGAACAGGCUCUCUUUCGCAGAUCAGGCUUUUCGAUUCGUUUCUGAAGCUUGGAAUGUGUUGUCGAAUACUUCUAAGAAGGCCAUUUAUGAUAACGAGUUGAGGUUCCUUCAGUUUGCUCAGGCGAGUCAACUCAGUCAACAACAUCAUCAUCAACAACCACAACUUCAGCAACCGCAAACGCAGACGCUGUUCAUGCAACCAGCACCACCUCCGCCGCCGAAAGAAACGCAAACGCUGUUUAUGCAAACGCCGCAGAAAGAAACGCAAACGCAAGUCACGCAACCACUAUUUGUGAGAAGAAGCCCUAGAAGUGAUAAUAGAGAUGGAAAUGCCGCAUUAGAAGGAGGAGGGCAGUUGGGUUUAAAUAAUAAUCCGCCGGAGCCAACUUGGACGAAGCAGAUUAAUCAGAUAGGUUUAGCUGGACCGAGUCGGAUUAAUCAGAUAGGAUCAGUUGGUUUGAGCCAGAUUAGUCGGCCCGAUCCUAAACGGACGAGCCAGGUUAAUCGUCCCGAGCCUACACGGAUGAACCACAUUAAUAGGCCCGAGCCCAUUCGGACGAGCCAGGUUAAUCAGACAGGAAGCGCUAGCUCGAGUCAGUUUAAUCGGACUGAUCCGACUCGGACGGGUCAAAUUAAUCAGACGACAACUCCUCCUCCUCCUACUCCUACGGAGCAUAGUCAGACUGAGACAACUGGUAUGACUCAGAAGAGCGAUUCGACUCGGCCUAGUGAAGCUACCGUGUCAGAGGUACCGACUUUCUGGACGGCUUGUCCGUACUGUUACGUUCUCUAUGAGUAUCCGAAGGUGUACGAGGAUUGUACCCUGAGAUGUCAGACUAAGAACUGCAGGAGAGCUUUUCAUGCAGUUGUGAUACCGUCGCCGCCGGUGAACGGAAAUGACACGUAUUUCUGCUGCUGGGGGUUUUACCCUUUAGGAUUUUCGGGGAAUGGUAAGAAUAUGGGGGGUAAUUUUCCCAGUUGGUCACCUAUUUCGACCAUGUUUGCUUGCCCUAAUAACAAGAAUACUGGAAAAGAGAAGACUGCCAAAAAGUCUGCACCAAGAGUGUUUUAUGAUGAACAUGAUGUAUAUGUAGAGAUUUCUGAUUCAAGUGGGACUUCUGAGGAUGAUGAUGAUGAUGAUGAAUGGCAGAAUGAGAUGAGGAAGAAGAAGGCGAAGAAUGCCAAAGGGAAAGGAUCUGUGGGGAGAAAUGCUAAGAAACCACAGAGUGAGAGAGUGAAUAAGGGGAGUAAUGAGCAAGCGAAUGCCGGUGGGAAUGUGAGUGGUGUGUCCGUGGUGCAGGAGGGUGUGCUGACUGCUGAGUCGAGCAGAAGGGGGGUGGCGAAUAGUGGGAGGAAGCAGAUGGGAAGAGGAGCAAAGAAUUUGGGGAAGUUGGAUUUGAAUGUGGAGUUUAGUAAUGAAGUGGAAGAGACGGUGCCAAGGAGGAGUGAGGGGAAUCAUGCUGGAUAUGGGGAGGAGGAUAACAUUGAAGGGAAUGGGUUUUUUGAGGGUCUUGAUGAGUUUUUGAGUAGCUUGCCUAUACUCUCAGUUGUUGGGGAUGACAAGGUUAAGGCUACUUAGUGAAGUAAGAUCCUUGUUUUUUGUUUUUUGCAGCAGUUGUAGUUGUUGUACUUGUAUGCUUGUAGUAAUUAGUUAUGUGGAGGUACUUGGGAUCUCCUUUCAUAGUUCUUUCAGAGUUUGAAUUCGACUGUAUAUUUUGUAGCAUCAUGUUUUGUCAUUAUUUUUAUUGUUUUCGGCUGGCUGUUUAUUCUGAGUGAAUUUUCCUGUUUGGGAGGAUAGGUUAGAAGGUUUGGUACAUAACCAUGAGAGAUUUUGGGUUGAAGAUUGAAUAUUCUGUCCACCAUGAUACUUGAUGUCAAAGGAAUAGGUGGUUAGUUUGCUGACUGGUUCUCUUUUUUGAGUAGAAAGAAUCAUCAACUAUAAUAGUAAGGUAUUGCCUCACCUCCACCCCCUCUUCUCUUUCUCCCUCCUUAUUGCUGCUUUAAUAUUUUCUUUUUCCUACUUAGAGUUUUUUCUCCCCCUGCUCUUUUCCCUCUUAUAAAAUUGAAAAGAGAAAAGAUCUGAUGCUGAGAUAUGCGGAAAGUGGAAGAAUGCUUGGAAAAAGUUGAAUUCAGUUAUUUAGGUUUGUUACUCUUGCUUUUGAGAAGACUUAAUGGACAGGGGAUUAAUAGCAGAAGAAGUUUCAAUUGUUACGGAUCCUCUAUUGAUUAGUUACCAAUGCUUUUGUGUUCGCAAAUCUGCUUCCUUUGUUCUAAGCAUGACUUCCCAGAGGUUGUUUUCACUCUAUUUAAUCUUCCUUUCUAGAAAGGUGCAAAAUAUUGGUUUUAAUGUAUUUUUUGUUUAUUGUAUCCUUGCUUUUACUUUGUGCAUGCUUGUAAUUCAUGCAUCUUUCUCUAUCAUGAAAGUUUUAACUAGAAUUAUUUAUCCACAGUAAUUGUUACUUUAUUAGUCUUGCUCAGCAGCUUGAAAGCUCUCUCUCGUUAAACUGACUAUUA
Messenger RNA from Durio zibethinus, 3032 nucleotides. The record is from RefSeq and is a predicted model, not a curated record. NCBI's taxonomy places the organism in Eukaryota, Viridiplantae, Streptophyta, Magnoliopsida, Malvales, Malvaceae.